Molecule: messenger RNA, 710 nt
Organism: Entelurus aequoreus (snake pipefish)
Lineage: Eukaryota; Metazoa; Chordata; Actinopteri; Syngnathiformes; Syngnathidae
Product: gamma-crystallin M3-like
Exons: 3
Coding region: 67-669 (200 amino acids)
Biological process (GO): visual perception; lens development in camera-type eye
Molecular function (GO): structural constituent of eye lens
Source: RefSeq, a predicted model, not a curated record
UCUGACGUACAGUGUCCGCCUAUAGUGAUGACUCCAGGGCUUUGACUCCAGCAUUACGACGGCGCAAUGUAUAAAAUGGGCCCCGGCUUGAUGUCGAAGCCGUGCAUCUGCAGCUAUCUCACAAAUACCAUGACCAUGGGGAGGAUCAUCUUCUACGAGGACCGCAACUUCCAGGGGCGCUCCUACGAGACCAGCAGCGACUGCCCCGAGCUGACCACCUACCUGAGCAGGUGCAACUCCUGCCGGGUGGAGAGCGGCCUCUUCAUGGUCUACGAGAAGCCCAACUUCAAGGGACACCAGGUGCUGGCGCGCAGGGGCGAGUACCCGGACAGCCAGCGUUUGAUGGGGAUCAACAUGAACGACUGCAUCAAGUCCUCCCGUAUGAUUCCUCUGCACAGGGGACCCUUCCGGGUGAGGAUCUACGAAAAGGAGAACUUCGGAGGCCAGAUGCACGAGCUGACCGACGACUGCGACAACGUGGACCGCCUGCGCAUGUCCGACUGCCAGUCGUGCAACGUGAUGGAGGGCCACUGGCUGAUGUUCGAGCAGCCCAACUUCCGAGGCCGCAUGCUGUACCUGAAGCCCGGCGAGCACCGCAACCUCCGCGAGAUGGGCGCCAGCAACGUGGUGAGAAUGAGCUCCAUCAGGCGCAUCAUGGACUCCUGUUAGCGCCCACGACAAUGGUUGAAUAAAGCAAGAUGAAAUUGGGA